AUCAAAGUACACACCAUUCACACAUACCAAACCAAGAAAAUGGAUCAUCACACGACGUCGUUUUUGCUUCUCCUCUUGGUCUCUACCUUCUCCAUUCUCCAAAUUUCGUUUGCCCAAGACGUUCCAACGACUCUUGUUCCUGCAAUUAUGACAUUCGGAGACUCUGUAGUCGAUGUCGGAAACAACAACUAUCUUCCGACCCUUUUCAGAGCUGAUUACCCUCCUUAUGGCCGUGAUUUUGCUAACCACAAACCCACCGGUCGUUUCUGCAACGGCAAAUUAGCCACUGAUAUUACCGCUGAGACUUUAGGCUUCACUAAGUACCCACCAGCUUAUCUAAGUCCAGAAGCUUCAGGCAAGAAUCUUCUCAUUGGUGCUAAUUUCGCUUCUGCAGCUUCAGGUUACGAUGACAAAGCCGCUCUUCUCAAUCAUGCGAUCCCUUUGUAUCAGCAAGUUGAGUACUUCAAGGAAUACAAGAGCAAGCUCAUAAAAGUUGCAGGAAGCAAAAAAUCUGAUUCGAUCAUAAAGGGAGCAAUCUAUCUCUUAAGCGCAGGAAGCAGUGACUUCGUUCAAAAUUAUUAUGUGAAUCCUUUCCUUUACAAAGCCUACACUCCUGAUCAGUACGGAUCUAUGCUUAUCGAUAACUUCUCUACAUUUAUUAAGCAAGUGUAUGCGGUUGGAGCAAGGAAGAUCGGUGUGACUUCUCUUCCUCCAAUGGGAUGUCUUCCAGCUGCAAGAACCCUUUUCGGUUUCCAUGAAAAAGGCUGUGUUUCAAGACUCAACACAGAUGCUCAACAAUUCAACAAGAAGCUUAACGCAGCUGCUUCAAAGCUUCAGAAGCAAUACUCUGGUCUUAAGAUUGUUGUCUUCGACAUAUUCACCCCACUCUAUGAUCUUGUUCAGUCCCCUGCCAAAUCUGGAUUCACGGAAGCAACAAAAGGAUGUUGUGGAACAGGAACAGUCGAGACAACUUCGCUCUUGUGCAACCCCAAAUCGUACGGGACAUGCUCCAAUGCUACUCAGUAUGUGUUCUGGGACAGUGUUCAUCCUUCUGAAGCUGCAAAUGAGAUUCUUGCCACUGCUUUAAUCGGACAAGGCUUCUCUCUUCUCGGUUGAUCUCUAAGUAUUAUUUGUCUUUUUCUCUUUGGAAAUCGCUGUAUCUGUCAAAUCUUUGAGUCAUACAUUUAUUUCGCUUUGAAUUAUAUGUAUCAAACCACCACCGUUUACUACAAAUGAAAUUGUUAUGAUUACUACUUUAAGAAAACCAAAA
Molecule: messenger RNA, 1270 nt
Organism: Eutrema salsugineum
Lineage: Eukaryota; Viridiplantae; Streptophyta; Magnoliopsida; Brassicales; Brassicaceae
Product: GDSL esterase/lipase APG
Exons: 5
Coding region: 40-1116 (358 amino acids)
Cellular component (GO): apoplast
Molecular function (GO): hydrolase activity, acting on ester bonds
Source: RefSeq, a predicted model, not a curated record